Messenger RNA from Erinaceus europaeus (western European hedgehog), 776 nucleotides. It is a transcript of the gene MSGN1, whose product is annotated as mesogenin 1. Bases 15 to 599 code for a protein of 194 amino acids. The record is from RefSeq and is a predicted model, not a curated record. Gene Ontology annotation, cellular component: nucleus. Gene Ontology annotation, biological process: mesoderm formation; regulation of transcription by RNA polymerase II. Gene Ontology annotation, molecular function: protein dimerization activity; RNA polymerase II cis-regulatory region sequence-specific DNA binding; DNA-binding transcription factor activity, RNA polymerase II-specific. The transcript has a single exon. Lineage: Eukaryota; Metazoa; Chordata; Mammalia; Eulipotyphla; Erinaceidae.
GUUGUCUCUCAGGCAUGGACAACCUACGAGAGACCUUCCUCAGCUUGGAAGCUGGCUCGGGCUCCUCCGAUAGCCCUGGCCUGCUAUCCUCCUGGGACUGGAAAGCCGGGCCUGGUCCCUUUGAGCUGAACCAGGCCUCUCCUGCUCACAGCCUGUCGCCCGCCCCGUCGCUGGAGUCCUAUUCUUCCUCCCCCUGUGCUGGGGUGACGAGCCUGUCCUGUGGGCACGGAGCUACCGGCACUGUAGGCAGCAACGAUGUCUGCAGUGACCAAGGGCCGGGUGACCUGGUGGAGGUGGACUAUAAUAUGUUGGCUUUCCAGCCUGCCUAUCUGCAGGGCCCUGGGGCCCCCAAGGCCCAGAAGGGCACCAAAGUCAGGAUGUCUGUCCAGCGGAGACGGAAGGCCAGUGAGAGGGAGAAGCUCCGGAUGAGGACCUUGGCGGAUGCCCUGCACACCCUCAGGAAUUACCUGCCGCCAGUCUACAGCCAGAGGGGCCAGCCACUCACCAAAAUCCAGACACUCAAGUACACCAUCAAAUACAUCCGGGAGCUCACAGACCUGCUCAACAGUGGCAGAGAGCCCAGGGCCCAGAGCAGCUGAACCCCAGGAGCUGCACCCCCACAGGAGAGCUCUGCCCAACUCCCAGGACAGCACCUGGACCCCAGGGCUGCACCCCUGCAGGAGAGCUCUGCCCAACUCCCAGGACAGCACCUGGACACCAGAAGUUGCACCCCUGCAGGAGAGCUCUGCCCAACUCCCAGGACAGCACCUGGACCC